Molecule: messenger RNA, 4049 nt
Organism: Prunus mume (Japanese apricot)
Lineage: Eukaryota; Viridiplantae; Streptophyta; Magnoliopsida; Rosales; Rosaceae
Source: RefSeq, a predicted model, not a curated record
CAGGAGAGAGGCUUCAUUCAUCCAUUGUUCACCCAAUAUUCUUAAUCCCCAAAAUGCCCUUCUAGUUCAAGACUCGGCUUCUCGGCUUCACUCUCUCAGAGAGCGUUUAUGCGUUUAUGCGUUUCAGCCUUUGUUUGUGGUGAGGUAUAUUCUCCGUUUCGAUACAAUACAGCGAAACAGGCACAUCACCCGCCUAUAUGUUCCAGGAUUCUAAUCUAUUGCUUUAAUUUAAACAAGUGAAAAUUCUCUCGCUGAAGAAAAAUCAGUUGGCAAGCUUGAAGGAAUUUUUAUACUGUCAGAGUAAUUGAGAAUACCGUCUUUCGCUUCACUUGUCUAUCAAAUAUUUCGGUGUCGCAUGAGCAGUAAUUUGGGUCUUCCGGUGGCUUCUUCAAGGGAUUUGUGUUCAGUAUAAGGAUGCCAAUGAUGACUCCUUGUGAUUUAGACCAAUGGAAGUCUCACCUCAAGGGCAAAAGCAGAAGUUGCAGUCCCCUGCUCGCAAAUUUUUGUCGACUGGAACGCAGAAAAAUCUCUGGUUUGUUGUGCGAGAAGGAUCAUUGGUAGAUGUGGAUUCAGCACUAUCAGUACUGAAGAAGAGUGGUGGUGAUAUUAAUUCAAGAAAUAUUUUUGGUCUCACUCCUCUUCAUAUUGCAACAUGGAGAAAUCACGUUCCCAUCGUUAGGAGGCUUCUUACAGCUGGUGCCGACCCAGAUGCUAGGGAUGGGGAAUCCGGAUGGAGUAGCCUUCACAGGGCUCUGCAUUUUGGUCAUCUUGCUGUGGCAAGUAUACUUCUCCAGUUUGGUGCUUGUAUCUCACUGGAGGACUCUAAAUCUCGAACACCUUUCGAUCUCCUAUCGGGGCCUGUCUUGCAAGUUCUUCAAGAUGGACAUAAUUCUGUUACUACAGAGGUUUAUAGUUGGGGAAGUGGCACAAACUAUCAACUUGGAACUGGAAAUGCACACAUACAAAAGUUACCAUGCAAGGUGGAUGCUCUUCAUGGUUCUUUAAUCAAGUUAGUUUCUGCUGCUAAGUUCCAUAGUGUAGCAGUCACUUCUCGAGGAGAAGUCUACACUUGGGGGUUUGGAAGAGGAGGACGACUUGGUCACCCAGAUUUUGAUAUACACAGUGGUCAAGCUGCAGUUAUCACACCUCGUUUGGUGACUUCUGGUCUAGGGUCCCGUCGGGUAAAGGAAAUUGCUGCAGCUAAACAUCACACUGUUAUUGCUACAGAGGGUGGAGAAGUUUUUACUUGGGGAUCCAACAGAGAGGGUCAGCUUGGGUACACUUCUGUGGACACCCAACCUACACCUCGAAGAGUGAGUUCCCUUAGAUCAAAAGUUGUUGCAGUUGCUGCAGCAAACAAGCACACGGCUGUUGUUUCUGAUAAUGGUGAAGUUUUCACAUGGGGCUGCAAUAGGGAGGGUCAGCUUGGCUAUGGUACAUCUAACUCUGCGUCAAACUACACUCCAAGAGGAGUUGAAUACUUGAAAGGCAAGGUUUUUAUGGGUGUUGCAGCAGCAAAAUUUCACACAAUUGUCUUGGGAGUUGACGGGGAGGUAUACACUUGGGGUCAUCGAAUUGUUACGGCCAAACGUGUUGUAGUUGCUAGAAACUUGAAAAAGAGCGGAAAUACCACUUUGAAGUUUCAUCGCAAAGAACGGCUUCAUGUGGUUUCUAUAGCUGCAGGGAUGGUACACAGCAUGGCUCUGACAGAUGAUGGUGCAUUAUUUUAUUGGAUUUCAUCAGAUCCUGAUCUAAGAUGCCAACAGUUGUAUUCGCUGGGUGGAAGAAAUGUGGUGAACAUAUCUGCAGGGAAAUACUGGACUGCUGCCGUUACAGCUACAGGUGAUGUUUACAUGUGGGAUGGGAAGAAAGGUAAGGAUAAGCCACCAGUUGCAGCUCGGUUACAUGGUACAAAACGGGCUACUUCAGUUUCUGUAGGUGAAACACACAUAUUGAUUAUUGGUUCCCUUUAUCAUCCUGUCUAUCCUUCCAAUGUGGUGAAGAUCCCUCAGAAGCAGAAGUCAAAUGUCAAAGAUGAGCUAGAAGAGCUUGACGAAGAUCUUAUGUUCAAUGAUAUGGAGUCCGAUACUUGUUUACCUACUAUCCAAAACGAUGAUACAGAUAAGGGGCCCAUACCAACCUUAAAAAGUCUCUGUGAAAAAGUGGCAGGAGAGAAUCUAGUGGAGCCACGAAAUGCUAUUCAACUGCUUGAAAUUGCUGAUUCACUCGUGGCAGAUGAUUUACAGAAGUAUUGUGAGGACAUUGCCAUACGCAACCUUGACUAUAUAUUUACGGUAUCAUCACAAGCUAUAGCUAGUGCUUCACCAGAUGUUCUAGCUAAACUUGAAAAUAUAUUGGACCUAAGGUCAUCUGAACCAUGGAGUUACCGUCGUCUCCCAACUCCUACAGCUACUUUUCCUGCUACUAUUUAUAGUGAAGAGGACGAUAGUGAGAAUGAGGUUCAAAGGACACGUGACGGCCAUACAAAGCAAUCCACAUCGAAAAAUGAAAUACACCAAAGACCAGAUUCCUUUCUACAGCCCAAGGAUGAUCCAAAUCAUGGUAUCGGCAAGCAAGUUCGAGCCUUGCGGAAAAAGUUGCAGCAGAUUGAGAUGCUUGAAGCAAAACGGUCUAGUGGGCAACUUCUUGAUGACCAGCAAAUUACAAAGCUUCAGACGAGGCCAGCUCUUGAAAGGGAGCUUGCUGAGCUUGGUGUUCCAGUUGAGACACCACAAUUGAAGGCAUCAUCUUCAGUUCAGCCUGAUGGAAAAGGGAACAAAAGGGUUGAGCUAUCAAAAAAACAGAGGAGAAAGAACAAACAGAUGGCGACACCAGUGGAUAUAGGGUCUUCUUUUCCGGGAGAUGAAGUAGAACCAAAACACACAAAGGAUUUCUUGAGUAUUGAAAUCUCUCAAACCACAAAACAUAAGGAGGAAGAUGCUGUGAGUGAAGGGAUUAUGACAAACCAAACUAUUAAGGAGUCAGCUUUGUGUGUUCAGAAGGACAAUUUAAACCUAGCAAAGAAUAAGUGUUCAUCAUCAAUAACUUCCAAGAAGAAGAAUAAAAGGGGUGGGCUUUCUAUGUUCUUGAGUGGCGCUCUUGAUGAUGCCCCCAAAUACAUUGCACCACCCCCACCAUCCCCAAAAAGUGAAGGCCCUGCAUGGGGUGGGGCUAAAAUCCCGAAAGGAUUUGCAUCUCUUCGUGCGAUUCAGGAUGAGCAAAGCAAAACCAAGGACAGCGAGUCAACUAGGAACAGAGGUCAUGCAGAAGAUCCUUUCAAUGCUAGAAGUGAUGGGAAGAUUCUACUGAGUUCGUUUUUGCCUUCCAAGCCAAUACCAGUGGUCUCGAUACCAGUGGUUGCAACCCAUACUUCAGUGGCAUCUGAUGGAGAAAGAGGUACACCUCCUUGGACUGCUUCGGGAACUCCUCCCCUUCUUUCUCGCCCUUCUCUUAGGGACAUCCAAAUGCAGCAGGGAAAACAACAUCAUAGUCUUUCCCACAGUCCAAAGACUAAAACGGCUGGAUUCUCAGUCACUAAUGGUCAGGGUUCACCAAUGGAUGCUUCUGGAGUGAACCGCUGGUUCAAACCAGAGGUGGAUGCACCCUCAUCGAUUCGAUCAAUUCAGAUUGAGGAAAAGGCUAUGAAGGACCUUAGGCGCUUCUACAGCAGCGUUAGGAUUGUAAAGAACCCAUCUUAAAUUAGGUAGAAAUAGAGGCACCUCCUGUUCGUUUAUUUCUGUUUACAUUUUGGGUUAAAUACACUGCUGUACAUUGAACUGUAUAGAAUUAGCUCAGCGUAUACUUUUUAUAUCCUUCAAAUCCAUGAAGUAGCAGAAGUUAUAUCUCAUACUCCUUUUUGGGACUUUGUUUCCUUUAAUUUUUUUUAGAUAUUUGGUGACUAGUUUCUAGAUUAUAGGGCAUGGCCAUUUGAAAUGUGAUAUUUUAAAUUUAGGGAUUGUAAGUUAUGUUGUAUAAUGUCAAUAAAUCAAUGAAAGUUUCUGUUUUCCAACUGGAAAAAAUUUGAAUAAAUGAUUCAUUCAUUGUACCCA